AUGUCGGCUAAUAACAUGCCCAAGGUCCUGCAUUUAAAUGUCACCGUAACUCAGAUUAUUCUAAUUAAAAUUUCAAGUUGGACCUGGUAUAAAUACUCAACUUGCUUUCAAAAUAUACAUUUUUACUUCAUAGUCAAGCUGAUGUUAAGCAGCAUAUUUUCUGCUUUAAUUAUUGCCACAAACAGCAUGUAUUUAUCCUUUAAUUAUAGAUAUCUGAGCACUGCCAGCCUCCACUACCUCAGCAGCAGGCAAGCCUUGGCUGACAUCGCCAACUUCCGAACUGAAAUAGCAAAGAAACGGGGACUCUCCAAAAAUAAAUGGGUUACAUUCGGCAACUCUUAUGGUGGUUCCCUUGCAGUGUGGUCGAGAAUAAAACACCCCAACCUGUUUGCUGCAGCAGUGGGCAGCAGUGCACCAAUUCAAGCAAAACUUAAUUUUUAUGAGUACAAUGGAGUAAUUGGAAGGAUUCUGUCCGCUCAUAACAGCGAAUGUCCCAAAGCAGUGAAAGAGGCGUUUGCUAUUCUUGUACAGAUGCUGAAACGUCGGAAACACUACAGUAAGGUUGAAAAGGAUUUCAUGUUACGUGAACCUAUCAAAAUUAACUCACCAAAGGACACAGCCUUUCUCACGGUGCAUAUGAUACAUCUUGUUCAUUUCUUUGUUCAUAAACAGAUUAACAAAUUUAUUAAGAGGCAAUGGUUCUAUCAGUGUUGCACUGCAUUUGGCUUCUUUAAGACCACGGACUCAAAGAACAAGCCCUUCUCUGGAACACCUCUCAGGCACGGUUUUCACUUAUGUUCAGAUGUCUUUGGCCCUGAGUUCAGUAGUGAUUUAGUGGCUCAGAGUGUUAAGACCACCAACAAGUACUACGGUGGCUUCAAUGUGAAUGGAAGCAAAAUCAUCUUUUCCAAUGGUUCCAAUGAUCCUUGGCACCAUUUGGGAAUCACAAUGGAUAUCAGUAAAGAUUUGCCUUCUGUCUUCAUUAAAGACUUUCAAAAGUUUGCAGUUAUUCAGAACUUCUAUAUAGAGUAA
Molecule: messenger RNA, 1032 nt
Organism: Trichechus manatus latirostris (Florida manatee)
Lineage: Eukaryota; Metazoa; Chordata; Mammalia; Sirenia; Trichechidae
Product: thymus-specific serine protease-like
Exons: 7
Coding region: 1-1032 (343 amino acids)
Biological process (GO): proteolysis
Molecular function (GO): serine-type exopeptidase activity; dipeptidyl-peptidase activity
Source: RefSeq, a predicted model, not a curated record